GUUCCUCAGGAGAUCCAGCAGAGCGGAGACUUCUUCAUUCGGCCGGAGUCUAAAGCUGCGACUCUGGACACGUCUCAGUGGCCUCUGCUGCUCAAGAACUUUGAUAAGCUGAACAUCCGCACCGCUCACUACACGCCGCUGCCCAACGGCAGCAACCCUCUGAAGAGGAACAUCCAGGACUAUGUCAGGACGGGCUUUAUCAACCUGGACAAGCCGGCGAACCCUUCGUCCCACGAGGUGGUGGCGUGGAUCCGGAGGAUUCUCCGAGUGGAGAAGACGGGUCACAGCGGCACGCUCGACCCCAAAGUGACGGGCUGUCUGAUCGUCUGCGUGGACAGAGCCACCCGGUUGGUCAAGUCUCAGCAGAGCGCAGGGAAAGAGUAUGUGGGAAUCGUUCGGCUGCACAAUGCCAUCGAGAGCGAGCACACGCUGGCCCGGGGUCUGGAGUCUCUGACCGGAGCUUUGUUCCAGAGACCUCCUCUCAUUGCUGCUGUUAAGCGACAACUGAGAGUCAGAACUGUGUACGAGAGCAAACUGAUCGAGUACGACCCUGAGAGGAGGCUGGGUGAGAGAUCAAUACUUUAUUAUAUAACCAUUAUAUAUAAUGACUAUACGGAGGAGGCUGGGGGAGAUUAG
Messenger RNA from Notothenia coriiceps (black rockcod), 636 nucleotides. RefSeq names its product H/ACA ribonucleoprotein complex subunit 4-like. Lineage: Eukaryota; Metazoa; Chordata; Actinopteri; Perciformes; Nototheniidae. The record is from RefSeq and is a predicted model, not a curated record. Gene Ontology annotation, biological process: mRNA pseudouridine synthesis; box H/ACA sno(s)RNA 3'-end processing; rRNA pseudouridine synthesis. The annotation marks the transcript as partial. The transcript has 5 exons. Gene Ontology annotation, molecular function: pseudouridine synthase activity; RNA binding. Gene Ontology annotation, cellular component: box H/ACA snoRNP complex.